Messenger RNA from Mucor velutinosus, 2007 nucleotides. RefSeq lists its product as uncharacterized. The transcript is spliced from 2 exons. Gene Ontology annotation, cellular component: cytoplasm. NCBI's taxonomy places the organism in Eukaryota, Fungi, Mucoromycota, Mucoromycetes, Mucorales, Mucoraceae. The record is from RefSeq and is a predicted model, not a curated record. Gene Ontology annotation, molecular function: protein binding. Bases 1 to 2007 code for a protein of 668 amino acids.
AUGGCAGCUCCCAUACCAGGAGACAGGUUUGUGAGAACCUUGCGACACUAUUUAGAGGCAAACGAAAGUCGCUUAUUAGCAGUUCAACCCAAUUUUCAACCACAACAAGCAACCAUCAAAGAAGAACCACCAGCAACAAACGCACAGCAAGAUAAUGGCAUAUUGAAAGCCGUUUCAUCAUUAUGGAGUAAUAAUAACAAUAGCAACGGCUCUUCAUCGGCGGCGCGUUCAACUGCUGCUUCUACCACCACCAACAGCGCCAACACAACAACAGCAAAGAGUAGACCUAGUUCUCUUUACGGUAUUCCCAUCCCUUACAUGUCUCUGUUGGCUGCUGCCUCUCCUAAUGCGACAUCACUUUCAAACACACCGUACAUGCCACUUCGCUCUAGUCUGACAUUGGACAUUCAUUAUCUCUACUUUUUGCUGGUGCAGUUUGAGUAUUUAGGCUUGGAAGACACUCAUUUGCCUGUACCCGAGCAUGGACUUGUCGAGACUGAAACAACAAUGGACCAUGGUGGCAGAGCGCCGUCCAUCUCAUCCGUGGGCUCUGUCAUGUCCACUCUCUCGCUCUCCACAGGAUGGCAGUUUUGGUCCUCCAAUCAGCAUCAAAAGCAAGAUCGACCCUUACAUGAAGACAUUGUGUAUAUCCAUCGCUAUUUGUCUAAAGUCACUGCUCUCAAGUUACAUAUGAAUAUUUUGAUUGAUACCCAACAUGGUGUAACCAAAAGCGGCCAGCGUACCAUCCGUGGCUAUGAAACGCCUUUACCGCAAGAUGGAUCCGUUGCCCUCUCGCUGAAAUGCUUUAAGAACCUCCAAUUUCUAGAAUUAUCCAACAUCAACCCUCGCUGCAUCGACCACUGGCCUGAUUUGCACACAUCGCUGACAAGUCUUGUCAUUAAAUCAGGCAACAUUGAUAAUGCAGCCGAUAUCAUUGGCACAGAAACACCUUGGUCGGAACUCAAGAUGCUGUCUCUACAAGAUAAUAGCCUGACUACCAUGGAAGACGAACCAGCGCAUCUUAUUCGAUCCAUCACCCAUUUGAACCUGUCGAGCAACUUGCUGAUCGACAUUCCCGCUGCAUUGGCUUCCUUGUACAACUUGUCCUGUCUGAAUUUAUCGCACAACAUGAUUUCGUUUACCACUGGCAUCAACACGGUAUUGGGAAACAUUCAGGAACUAGAUCUGAGAGGCAAUCGAUUGACUGUCUUGGCGGGUUUGGAUCGAUUAUGGGCCUUGGAGAGAUUGGACGUGCGUGAUAACCGUAUUGACGAUGCUGCAGAGAUUGGCAGAUUGACUGCACUGCCCAACAUUAGCGACAUUUGGGUCGAAGGAAAUCCAUUUACCAAGUUGCAGCCGGACUAUAGAGUCGACAUAUUCUCCGUGUUCAAAAAGAGUGAUUUAGACAUUGAGCUGGAUGGUACCAAGCCAACAUUUGCCGAGCGACGUCGUAUACAAGUGCCAACGCAUGGCAACUCUGCCACCAUAUCAGCUACGAUAGCCACCACAGAGCCUAAUGCGGCCAAGAAAUGGCCCGCUGCACAAUCACAACAACAGGAAGAUGGCAACAGUAUUACGAGUCAUAGUACAGCGCCUGUAGUUACUAGCAAAAAGAUAGCUCGGGCAAAAACAAAGGGAAACAAACGUCAGAUUCGCUUGGGACAAGCCGCCAUAGAAGAAGAUAUACCUAUUCCUGCUGCUGCUGCUGCUGCUGCUGCUGAGGAGGAAAACAACAAGAAGCAUGUGCAUCGAUUAGCAGAUUUAGAAGAAGCUGUGCAGCAAGAACAAGUGAGUGCUAGAAGAGCAGCUUCUGUACGCUCCCGUCGUAGCAAAAAGGGUUCCUCAGCAGAAGAAAAGGCAGCAGCAACUGCAGCAGCUCUUUCUGGAGAAUCUACAAAGAAAUCAUCAGAGGCUUUUCGAAAGAAGAUUGAAGCAAUGCGACGAGAAGCAGGUACAGAAUGGCUUCGUGUGUUGCAGGAAAUGGACGUUGUCAAAAAGACGCCCUAG